Miniopterus natalensis is the source of this 6487-nucleotide messenger RNA. NCBI's taxonomy places the organism in Eukaryota, Metazoa, Chordata, Mammalia, Chiroptera, Miniopteridae. The record is from RefSeq and is a predicted model, not a curated record.
GGGGAGGGGAGAAGGCUGGGGUCUUUGCCGAGAAGGACUGCUGAGGCCCGGUUCUGCUGCCAAAGGCUCUCAAGGACUGGGAGCCUUGCACUGGGGUGGGGGUGGGGUCUGUUCAGGCCCCUGCUCUUUACUCCCUCCGCCCGAUUUCUGGCUGUGUCGGUGGCUGGGGGAGCUAUGAAAGCCAUCACUGUGCUGAGGGAGCUCCUGGGGCUUCGGAUGCAGGGGCUCGGGCCUGGGCCAGCCUCCAGUGCAGGCUCCCCGGAGCUGGGCCGCUCCCUCAGCCGUGGCCUGGGAAGACCAGUUUCCGGGGGCUGUCCUAGGGCAAGACGACUUCUCUCCCUCCUCUCCCUCCUUCCCCUCCCCAGCUGCACAGGACCUUCAGAGAUAACCAGCCCAAGUCAUGCAGUCUUUUCGAGAAAGGUGCGGUUUCCAUGGCAAACAACAGAACUACCAGCAGACCUCACAGGAGACAUCUCGCCUGGAGAAUUACAGGCAGCCGAGCCAGGCUGGGCUGAGCUGUGACCGGCAGAGGCUGCUCGCCAAGGACUAUUAUAACCCGCAGCCAUACCCCGGCUACGAGGGCAGUGCUGGCACACCUACCAGCGCUGCUCGUGGCAGCAAAGGCCUGCCCGCGCAGCAGGUCCUGCAGGGGAGGCCAGCGUUCGGCUACAGCGUCCAGGACAGCGGCCCUUACCCGGGCCGCUAUGCAGGCGAGGAAAGCCUGCAGGCCUGGGGGGCCCCCCAGCCGCCAACCCCCCAGCCACAGCCCCUGCCAGGGGGGGUGGGCAAAUAUGACGAGAACUUGAUGAAAAAGACAGCAGUACCCUCGGGCAGGCAGUACCCAGAGCAGGGUGCCCAGCUGCCCUUUCGGACUCACUCCCUGCAUGCCCAGCCCCAGCCCCAGCAGCCCCAACAGCCCCUGGCCUACCCCAAGCUCCAGAGGCAGAAACUGCAGAAUGACAUUGCCUCACCUCUGCCCUUUCCCCAGGGCAGCCACUUUUCCCAGCAGUCGCAGUCCUUCCCCACCUCCUCCACCUAUUCCUCCACUGGCCAGGGUGGCGGGCAAGGCACCCACUCCUAUAAGAGCUGCACAGCACCGUCUGCCCAGCCCCAUGAUAGGCCACUGACUGCUGGCCCCAACCUGGCCCCAGGGCAGGGAGUUCAGAACCUUCAUGUCUAUCCGGCCGGCCGCCUCAGCUAUAGCCAGCAGAAGCAGCAGCAGCAACAAGCCCUCCAGAGCAGACACCAUGCCCAGGAAACCCUCCAUUACCAAAACCUUGCCAAGUACCAACACUACGGGCAGCAAGGUCCGGGCUACUGCCAGCCAGACCCGGCCAUCAGGACCCCGGAGCAGUACUACCAGACCUUCAGCCCCAGCUCUAGCCACUCACCCGCACGCUCCAUGGGCCGCUCGCCUUCCUACAGCUCCACCCCAUCACCGCUGAUGCCAAACCUCGAGAACUUUCCCUAUAACCAGCAGCCGCUUAGCACGGGGGCCUUUCCCGCAGGCAUCACUGACCACAGCCACUUCAUGCCCCUGCUCAACCCCUCCCCAACUGAUGCGACCAGCUCUGUGGACACACAGGCCGGCAACUGCAAGCCACUCCAGAAGGACAAGCUCCCGGAGAGCCUGCUGGCGGACCUCAGCCUGCAGAGCCUCACCGCCCUGACGUCGCAGGUGGAGAGCAUCUCUAGUACAGUCCAGCAGCUGCUGCUCUCCAAGGCAGCCACGCCGCAGAGGAAGGGCGGCCGGAACCUGGUGUCCCAGACUUCGGAGCAGCACAAAAGCCAGCACUGCAGCCCUGAGAGCAGCGGCUUCUCAGCCGAGCAGGUGGGCACACCACUGUCCAGCCACGCCGAGCCGCCCGAGGCCGACUACCUGAGCGGCUCUGAGGACCCCCUGGAGCGCAGCUUCCUUUACUGCAACCAGGCCCGCGGCAGCCCCUCCAGGGUCAACAGCAACUCGAAGGCCAAGCCUGAGUCCGUGUCCACCUGUUCUGUGACCUCGCCCGAUGACAUGUCCACCAAGUCUGAUGACUCCUUCCACAGCCUUCACGGCAGCCUGCCGCUUGACAACUUCUCCAAGUUCGUGGCAGGCGAGCAGGACUGCCCACGGUUGCUGCUCAGUGCCCUGGCGCAAGAGGAUUUGGCCUCCGAGAUCCUGGGGCUACAGGAGGCCAUUGGCGAGAAGGGUGACAAGGCUUGGGCCGAGGUGCCUGGCCUUGCCAAGGACACCAGCAAGCCACCCUUCUCGCUAGAGAACCACAGCGCCUGCCUGGACUCCAUAGCCAAGAACUCAUGGUCACGGCCAGGGGAGCCCGAGGCCCUGCCCGAGUCCUUACAGCUGGACAAGGGUGGCCAUGCUAAGGACUUCAGCCCAGGGCUGUUUGAAGACCCUUCUGUGGGCUUCGUCACCCCAGACCCCAAGAAGACAACUGGUGGCCUCUCCUUUGGCUCCAGGCCCACCCUUGGGGCUGCCACUUCAGACCCCAGCACUACAGCUUUUGACUGCUUUCCGGAUACAACCACAGCCAGCUCAGCAGACAGCGCCAACCCCUUCUCCUGGCCAGAGGAGAACUUGGGGGAUGCUUGUCCCCGGUGGGGGCUGCACCCCAGCGAGCUCACCAAGAGUCUGGAGCAGGGUGGGAAAGCCUCGGAUGGCAUCAGCAAGGAGAACGCCCACGAGGCUUCAGCCUGUCUGGGCUUCCAGGAGGAGGAACCCCCUGGGGAGAAGGCCAGUGUGCCCCAGGACUCCAAGCCAGAGGUGGGCGGGGUGAAGGAGGAGGCAGGUGGGCUGCUGCAGUGCCCUGAGGUGGGCAAAGACGACACGUGGCUGGAGGACAGCCGGCACUGCUGCUCGGCCACAGACUUUGGGGACCUCCCCCUGCUGCCGCCCACUGGCAGGAAGGAGGACUUGGAGGCUGAGGAGGAGUACUCAUCCCUGUGUGAGCUCCUGGGCAGCCCCGAGCAGAGGCCCAGCAUGCAGGACCCGCUGUCGCCAAAGGCUCCGCUGAUGUGCAGCAAGGAGGAGGUGGAGGAAGUGCUGGACCCCAAGGCUGGCUGGGGCUCCCCAUGCCACCUCUCUGGAGAGUCUGUCAUUUUGCUGGGUCCCACUGUGGGCGCCGAGUCGAAGGUCCAGAGCUGGUUCGAGUCCUCCUUGACCCACAUGAAGCCUGGGGAAGAGGGGCCCAGUGGGGGCCUGGCUCCUGGGGAUCCUGCUACCCUUGCCCCGGAGGCCUCCUUGGUCCAGAAGCCAAACAAGCCUGCUGUUCCCGAGGCACCCAUUGCUAAGAAAGAGCCCGUGCCACGUGGCAAGAGCUUGCGGAGCAGGCGGGUGCAUCGGGGGCUUCCCGAGGCCGAGGACUCUCCAUGCAGGGCGCCGGUUCUGCCCAAAGACUUCCUGCUUCCAGAAUCCUGCACAGGGCCCCCCCAGGGACAGAUGGAAGGGGCAGGGGUCCCAGGCCGGGGGACCUCAGAAGGGCUCCCCAGGAUGUGCACCCGCUCCUUCACAGCCCUGAGUGAGCCCCGUACUCCUGGACCCCCAGGACUGAUCACCACCCCUGCCCCACCAGACAAACUGGGGGGCAAGCAGCGAGCUGCCUUCAAGUCUGGCAAGCGGGUGGGGAAGCCCUCCCCCAAGGCAGCAUCCAGCCCCAGUAACCCGGCUGCCCUGCCAGUGGCCUCUGACAGCAGCCCCAUGGGCUCCAAGACCAAGGAAACGGACUCUCCCUGCACCCCUGGCAGAGACCAGCGCUCUAUGAUCCUGCGGUCCCGCACCAAAGCCCAAGAAGUCUUCCACUGCAGGCGGCGGCCCUCUGAGAGCCGGGUCCCCAGCUGCCGUGCCGCCAAGAAGCUCCUUGCCAACAGCCAUCUGCCUGUCACCUUCAAAGUCUCUGGCAACUCCCAGAAGGAGGGCAGGGCCAACCAGCGGGCAAGGGUCCCCAAGCCCAGUGCAGGCAGCAAGCUAUCUGAUCGGCCCCUCCAUGCACUCAAAAGGAAGUCGGCCUUUGUGGCACCCGUCCCCACCAAGAAGCGGAACCUGGUCUUACGGAGCAGCAGCAGCAGUCCCGGUGGCUGCCGGGCAGAUGUGAAGGAGGAGCGGGCUGAGGGCUCCCCCACCCUCUUCAAAAGGAUGUCUUCUCCCAAGAAAGCCAAGCCUGCCAAGGGCAAUAGCGAGCCCACUUCGAAGCCCCUGCCCCCAGAGACCCCUGACACCUGUCUCAAGCUGGCUUCACGGACAGCCUUCCCGGGGGCCAUGAAGACCAAGGUGCUGCCACCCCGGAAGGGCCGGGGCCUGAAGCUGGAGGCUAUCGUGCAGAAGAUCACCUCGCCCAGCCUGAAAAAGUUUGCAUGCAGAGCGCCAGGGGCUGCUCCUGGGAAUCCUCUGAGCCCGGCCCCCUCUGAGAAGGACCGUGGGCUCAAGAGUGCCAGGGGCAGCCCGGUGGGGGCAGAAGGUCUCUUACACAUGGGCACCGGGCAGAAGCUCCUGGCAGCUUCAGGGACUGACCCGUUUUGCAGAAAUGCAGCCAACAGAUCCUUAAAAGGCAAACUCAUAAACACUAAGAAACUGUCCUCGACUGACUGUUUUAAAACUGAAGACUUUAUGUCCCCAGAGGCCUUGCCACCUGGGAGGACUGUCCUGGCACCGAAGAAAAGAAGCCGGAGAGGCAAGGCUGGAGCCCUGGGACUCCCCAAAGGUCCCCUGGAGAAGCAGCCCCAUCUAGGCCCUUCUCUGCUCUUGACUCCCAGAGAUAGGGCCAACAGCAUGCAGGGUGGCAGUGAGGACAGCUGUGGCGGAGGAAGCAAGAAGCCAAAGAUGGAGGAGCUGGGCCUGGCUCCCCAGCCCCCUGAAGGCAGGUCCUGCCAGCCUCAGAUGAGGGUGCAGAAGCAGCCAGGCCAUGCCAACUACAGCAGCUAUUCCAAGCGGAAGCGCCUCACUCGGGGCCGGGCCAAGAAUACCAGCUCCUCACCCUGUAAGGGGCGUGCCAAGCGGCGACGGCAGCAGCAGGUGCUGCCCCUGGAUCCCGCGGAGCCUGAAAUCCGCCUCAAGUACAUUUCCUCAUGCAAGCGGCUGCGGGCCGACAGCCGUGCCCCAGCCUUCUCCCCCUUUGUACGGGUUGAGAAGCGAGAUGCGUUCACCACUGUGUGCACUGUUGUCAACUCCCCUGGGGAGGAGCCCAAGCCCCACAGGAAACCCUCCUCUGCCUCCUCUUCCUCCUCAUCAUCCCUGGAUGCAGCUGGGGCCUCCCUGGCCACGCUCCCUGGAGGCUCCGUCCUGCAACCUCGGCCCUCUCUGCCCCUCUCCUCCACCAUGCAUCUGGGGCCCGUGGUUUCCAAGGCCCUGAGUACCUCUUGCCUUGUUUGCUGCCUCUGCCAAAACCCGGCCAACUUCAAGGACCUUGGGGACCUUUGUGGGCCCUACUACCCCGAACACUGCCUCCCCAAAAAGAAGCCAAAACUCAAGGAGAAAGUGCGGCUGGAGGGCACCUGUGAGGAGGCCUCGGUGCCCCUUGAGAGAACACUCAAGGGCCUCGAGUGUGCAGCUACCGAUGCUAUGGGAAAACCCCCCAGGCCCGAUGGCUCAGCUGACCCAGCCAAGCAGGGUUCACUGCGCUCCAGUGCCCGGGGCCUGUCCCGGCGGCUGCAGAGUUGCUACUGCUGUGACGGCCAGGGGGACGGCAGUGAGGAGGUGGCCCCAGCUGCCGACAAGAUCCGCAAGCAUGAGUGCAGCAAGGAGGCACCGGCAGAGCCUGGCGGGGACACCCAGGAGCACUGGGUGCAUGAGGCCUGCGCCGUGUGGACGGGUGGGGUCUACCUGGUAGCCGGGAAGCUCUUUGGGCUGCAGGAGGCCAUGAAGGUGGCCUUGGACAUGACUUGUUCCAGCUGCCAAGAAGUCGGGGCCACCAUCGGGUGCUGCCACAAAGGAUGUGUCCACACCUACCAUUACCCAUGUGCCAGUGAUGCAGGUUGCACAUUCACCGAAGAUAACUUUUCUUUGAAAUGCCCCAAGCAUAAGAGGCUUCCAUUGUAACACACCCCAAGGCUGGGAAAGCGCCGGAGCCGCCUGCCCUCCCGCCACUGAAGGAGAGGGGCCCUCUGUACAGCCGCCAGGCCUUUGAGAUGCUUCCAGAGCCGAUCCCCGAUCUGACCUGGAUCUUGGAUCUGGCUGCCUAGGGCUGAACCGUGCAGUCCCUGGUUGGGAAGAAAAACUGUUCUGGAGCUGCCUGCUCCCAGAACUGGAUGACACAGCGUUCCUGCCCACAACCCCGGGCCAGGCUUGGAAAGGGGGAGCCCGCGGAGCGGCCAGACUCCUUGGGGUACCCAGGCUCCAGCAGGGGUAGGAGACGCCUUUAGCCUGGAAACACGCUUCUCCACCGGAAGUUCCAAAUCAAUGUGGCACACGUUAUACGUGGGUGCUGCCACCAAUGCAGCUGGGCGCCCUGGAGGUGGGGGUCCAAAGAGCCCUGGAAGUGACGGGGUGGCUCCU